GUUAGUUUCGCGGCUAAGAUCGUACCGGUCACAUCGUCUUUGAUUCGCUCUACCGUGCGUGGUUGUGCAUCUUGGAGAGACAGAGCGACACAGUGUUGCAAAUAGUUCGCUUCCACCUCUCUCUCUCUCUGUGAUCCUCGCUGUACUGUGAGCUCCAGAUGCGCACCAUGAGCGAUCAUUGCGUUGUGUAGAACAGAUCUUCCCGGGUGGGUAGGAAGUAGUGGAGUGAAGCCCUUCAGUGGCCUUGUAUUAUCCUUUGCCAGAGCUUCGAAAAGAGCCCACAAAAUGGCCGGACUUAACGUCGACGACGUUAAGGUGUCGCUGCAAAAAUUUGGCCUGUACGAUUACGUGGUGUUUGUGUUGAUGCUGUUGAGUUGUGUUAUGAUUGGAGUUUACUUUGGCUUUCUCAAGAAGAAGGCGAAGAAAGGUGAAGCCGAAGCGGACUAUCUGGUCGGCAAUCGACAGAUGAAAAUCAUUCCCGUCUCACUGUCCUUGAUUGCAAGUUUCAUCUCGGGUAUCUCGCUACUGGGUACUCCAACGGAAAUUUAUCUCUAUGGCGUGCAGUACAUGUACAUUGUUGGUGGAGUGAUAAGCAUGGGUUUCAUCAUGAUGUAUUUUUACCUGCCCGUUUUCCACAACCUCAAGCUUACGUCCACCUAUCAAUACCUACAAACUCGUUUCGAUCGACGAAUGCGUCUGUUUGGUUCAAUUCUUUUUACCUUAGCCACGAUGGCGUGGCUGCCCAUAGUAAUCUACGUGCCGGCGCUCGCAUUCAACCAGGUGACCGGCAUCAAUGUGCAUCUCAUCACACCCAUCGUGUGUGUCAUCUGCAUCUUCUACACCUGCGUCGGAGGACUGAAGGCCGUCGUGUGGACCGAUGUGGUGCAGACAAUCCUCAUGUUUGGUGCAAUGCUGCUGAUCAUCAUCAAGGGAACGCUCGAUGUCGGCGGCCUGUCGGUGGUGAUCGAACGUGCCAAGGCGAGUGGUCGCAUCGAGGGUCCCGAUCUGCGCUUUGACAUGACCACACGUCACAACAUCUAUUCGUGUGUGAUCGGUGGUGUGGUGUACUGGCUGAAAACGAACGCCGUCAGUCAAAACAUGAUACAGCGGUACCUGUCCCUGCCCACGUUGGCCUCGGCAAAGAAAGCGCUCUGGACGUUCAUCUUCGGAACGCUGGUCCUGCUGGCACUGUGCUGUUACAGUGGAUUGCUAAUCUACGCCAAGUACUAUGACUGUGAUCCUCUCACUACAAAACUGGCCAAAGCCAAGGAUCAGCUGCUCCCGCUGCUCGUCAUGGACACGUUGGGGGACUUUCCAGGGUUGCCGGGACUGUUCGUGGCGGGAGUGUUCUCCGCUGCGUUAAGCUCGCUCUCCACUGGCCUAAACUCCAUGUCCGCGGUGGUGCUGGAAGACUUUUUCAAACCCUUUUCCAAUCGUCCACUUUCCGAGAAACAAACGUCCAUAAUCAUGCGCGCAGUUGUAGCUAUCUUUGGUGCAAUCUGCGUUGUGUUAGUGUUGGUAGUUGAGAAGCUUGGCUCUGUGCUUCAGCUGUCCAUGAGCCUUGGCAGCGUAAGCAAUGGUCCACUUUUGGGAAUAUUCACCCUCGGUGUGCUGAUUCCUUGGGCCAAUGGAACGGGAGCCAUUGUUGGUGGUACCAUUGGUCUAUUGGUGAUGAUUUGGGUUUGCCUUAAAGCACAGUUAGCCAUAGCUACUGGGGAGCUUGCAUUCGACCUAAAGCCAGUCGACACUCAGGGUUGCAGCUAUCACUUUAUUGCCAGUGAACCGAUGAGCAUGCUUGCGAUAAACACCACUAGCCUCUCGAUAGACGCAACGCCAGUCGAACCCGAGUUUGCACUCUACCACAUAUCCUACCUGUGGUACACGACGAUGGGAGCUCUAAUCACCAUCAUCAUCGCCGUCAUUGUAUCGUUCAUCGUUGGGCCUAACAAACCGGACGAGAUGAAUCCCAACCUCUUCUCGCCAUUCAUCCAACGCAUCCUUGUCCGGCGUAGGAUAGCGGCGCACAACCAGCUCGAAAUGGCAACCGGUGGCAUCAAAGAGAUUAUCCAAUGAUUGAUUCGCCAUUGCCAUGCCAAAAAAAAACGACAAAUGGUGAUGAAUUUUUCAUCUUUUCACUCUAGCUUAAAAUUGAAAUUAAAGAACUUUCAAAAUA
Anopheles arabiensis is the source of this 2173-nucleotide messenger RNA. It is a transcript of the gene rumpel, whose product is annotated as sodium-coupled monocarboxylate transporter 1. The record is from RefSeq and is a predicted model, not a curated record. Gene Ontology annotation, cellular component: membrane. Gene Ontology annotation, biological process: sodium ion transport; transmembrane transport. The transcript is spliced from 7 exons. Lineage: Eukaryota; Metazoa; Arthropoda; Insecta; Diptera; Culicidae. Gene Ontology annotation, molecular function: symporter activity. Bases 286 to 2073 code for a protein of 595 amino acids.